Messenger RNA from Mollisia scopiformis, 1721 nucleotides. RefSeq names its product heme peroxidase. Gene Ontology annotation, biological process: cellular response to oxidative stress; response to reactive oxygen species; hydrogen peroxide catabolic process. Gene Ontology annotation, molecular function: heme binding; peroxidase activity. NCBI's taxonomy places the organism in Eukaryota, Fungi, Ascomycota, Leotiomycetes, Helotiales, Mollisiaceae. The record is from RefSeq and is a predicted model, not a curated record. The coding region runs from base 60 to 1616 and encodes 518 amino acids. The transcript is spliced from 7 exons.
UCUGCUUCUUAUCCUGCACCCUCGUUCGUUCACAGUGAAGGUAUACCGAGCCCUUCAAAAUGAAGUCGUUUACUCUCACUAUCGUUUCAGUCUUGGCACUCUUUUGUACUACCAAUGCAGACUUCCCGGGUAUUGAUCGACAAGAUAUGAUUGAGGAGAUGGAACACUACCUCGUCGAUAACGCAGGCACCAACUCGGUACCAAUUGUCAGCGCUGUCUCGUCUUGCAGUAAUUAUGCUGGUUUCGCUUCGGAUCCGCAGAAUCGAGGAGAGCAGACUUCAGCCCAAUGGGUUCGAUUUCCUUUCCAUGACUUCGUGACUGCUGAUGUAGCGGCCGGUACUGGAGGACUUGAUGCAUCUUUAGGUUUUGAGAGCGAUCGUGCCGAGAAUCAUGGCCUUUUCGUAAACGACACUAUGGAGUUCUUAGCACCUACCAUGAAUGCAUAUAUUAGUAUGGCCGAUCAAGUUUCACUGGGCGUCUUGGUGUCUGUUGCCGAGUGUGGAGGAAAUGCUGCUGCAAUUCCCUUGCGUGUUGGGAGAAUUGACGCUCUCGCUGCCGGCCCUUCAGGCGUACCAACUCCAUUCACGCCUAUUGGACCUACUCUCGCACAGUUUGCACAAGCUGGUUUCGCUGCGAAUGAAACGAUUGCUCUAGUUGCUUGUGGACAUUCAUUGGGACGUGUGCACGCUGUCAACUUUCCAGAAAUUGUUGGAGAGAGCCCAAUUACUUCAACAAAUCUUGAUGGAGGAGUGACUUUCGACAGCACUCCAACUGUGCUGGACCCCAGUGGUAUGAACGAGUACCUCACAGGAACUGGAAGUGGAGGUGGACCACUUGUUACCACCUCCAACGUGUCAGCUCGCUCAGACUUUCGUCUCUUCUCAUCAGAUAACAACGUAACCAUCACCAACCUCGCCCAAAACACUGGAAGAAUCUGCAGCGGUCUCUUCGAAAAGAUGCUCAAUACUGUUCCCAGCACAGUCACUCUCUCAGAUCCAAUCACUCCUAUGCCUUGGAAAAUUGUCGACUUCAUAAUGCAUUGUUCUCCCGGCGGCAGCGUUCGAAUUGAGGGCUUCAUCCGAGCACUCUGGACCACCACCCCUCCUCCAAACAAAAUAACCUACAACACCGUCACGAGCUCCGGAAACGUCUCAAGACAACACGCUUCUGACGCCGCGUCCGGCUCCGGAUCAGGACUUUUCGGUAGUACCACUUACUACCACUUUGUCAUCGGUACCGACUCACCUGGCACCACGUCGAUGAAUUUCCAGGGGUAUUCGUACCCUAUCGAUGAUACGAUCUUCGUGCUUCCUACCCAGUCUACGGUGAAGCCAGAUGCAAACACCAUCGAGGUCAAGGCCGCGGUCUUGACUUCUUCACUUGCUGGUGGCACCAUGGAGGGCACUUUGUAUGUACCAGAGACUCAGCAGGGAAGCAUGGCGAAGAAGAUUACUAUGGUCACUGUUCCCAUGAAAUUUCUGAGCACGAAUGGUAACUACACUUUGUUUGAUGGUUUGGUGUCGGUAUCGAAUGUGGAGGGUGUGAUCGCCAAAGUGGCAGUUGGGAGUCUGGGGAGUAAGACGGUGAAGACUAAGUUGUUUAAUGGUGGUAUCUAAGCUAUUCAUAAUCAUGGGCGUUGAGGGGUUUUCGCUAGAUAUCAACUCACGGUUGACAAUUGUAGCAUCCUUAUAUUUAAUGAAUAAUCGUAUUAAAUCUAAAGA